Messenger RNA from Sphaeramia orbicularis (orbiculate cardinalfish), 2886 nucleotides. RefSeq names its product RAP2C, member of RAS oncogene family (gene rap2c). Gene Ontology annotation, cellular component: membrane. Gene Ontology annotation, molecular function: GTPase activity; GTP binding. NCBI's taxonomy places the organism in Eukaryota, Metazoa, Chordata, Actinopteri, Kurtiformes, Apogonidae. The record is from RefSeq and is a predicted model, not a curated record. Gene Ontology annotation, biological process: Rap protein signal transduction. Bases 689 to 1240 code for a protein of 183 amino acids. The transcript is spliced from 3 exons.
GUCAUGCUGUAGUUAGCGGAAAACAGGCGGUUAGCUUCAGGAAAAAGCUUUUCUUUCAGCGUUCAGACCCAGGAGGGCUGUGUUAAAACAAACUGCACCCAAUGGCCCUUCGGGAUAUAAUACAGCAUCCGCGGUGUAUCCGUCGAUAGCACACCCAGAGGCCGAGGUGCCGGACGGGCCGGAACCAGAACCAGGCCCGGACCAGGACCAGACGGACAUCAGCGGGCAGCGGUGCGUGUUUGCGGCAGUGACCGGUGGUUCGGUGUGAGUGCUGGGACUGGCAUGCCGUCUGGAGGAGAGCUGUAAUGUGCACCACCGAGGCUGGCUGUUUGUAAAUACACGGCAAGUUUGUCGUGGAGUCCCCGGCACUUCGGCGCUCUCAGACCGGCUGUAAAGGCUCGAGUAUGGGACUCCGUCAAUUUAGCCUGAAACGAGUUAGCUUCACCGCAAGCUAACAGCGGAGUUAACGGACAUCAACUUUUCCUCGCUAACAAGCUAAGUAGCAUAGGAAUAACAGCAAAUAUGAACAGCGGGGUUGGGUUUAUGUGAAUGAAGUGGUUUUAUGAAUAACCAUUAAGUAGGCAUUUCUGUUGUUAGAUCUUUAAAAUAUCUGAUAAAUGUUUCUGGAGCGAGUAUAGCAGCGGAGCUCAACCGUUAGCUGCUAAAGUUAGCCGCCUCCAUCGCCCCAAUGAAAGAGUACAAAGUUGUCGUGCUGGGAAGCGGCGGCGUCGGUAAGUCCGCGCUGACCGUCCAGUUUGUCACCGGCACAUUCAUCGAAAAAUACGACCCGACCAUCGAGGACUUCUACCGAAAGGAGAUUGAGGUGGACUCGUCGCCCUCCGUGCUGGAGAUUCUCGACACGGCGGGGACGGAGCAGUUCGCCUCCAUGAGAGACCUGUAUAUAAAGAACGGACAGGGCUUCAUCCUGGUCUACAGCCUGGUCAACCAGCAGUCAUUCCAGGACAUUAGACCAAUGCGAGACCAAAUUGUGCGAGUGAAGCGCUUCGAGAAGGUGCCACUGAUCCUGGUUGGGAACAAAGUGGACCUGGAGUCUGAGCGUGAAGUUGCUGGAUCAGACGGUCGAGCCUUGGCCCAAGAGUGGGGCUGCCCUUUUAUUGAAACCUCUGCUAAGAGCAAGACCAUGGUGGACGAGUUGUUUGCUGAGAUAGUCCGACAGAUGAAUUACUCCACACUGCCGGAAAAGCAGGAACAGUGCUGCACAGCCUGUGUGGUACAAUGAAGGAAGAGAUGUACCCUUUGUCUGGAUCACCACAAGCAUUUUGAUGAACAUAAACCUGGGCACAAGCUGACUUUUGCACCUACUAACACAAAACUUACCACAGCCGGUUAAGUUUCUGUUUACGGUGUUUUCUGACUGACUGUCACAGAGCAUCUGGCAGGAAAUGCAUCAGUCCUAUUUUUGAUAUCAUAAAUGUAGAGGACGUUUCCGCAACCUUAACAACCUUAACGGCCUUUGCGAUGUCCCAGGAUGGAGCCGCUCCUCAGCUGUACAACACAGACUGACUCUGAAUGAGCUUCAACACCCAUCUGUGAAUUUCUUUUUUCUCUGAGUCGAAAGUAUCCCUGAAGUAAUAAGCAGGAGUGUUUGUGAGGUUGCAGCUUCUUUUUAAAGCUGCUUUAAUCACUAUUAUAUACUUUAUUAUUACUUGUAUAAUGUCUCAUGUUUGGAAAAAGUAUUUCAUUAUGAUGCAACAUUUUUACUUUUCAGCAUGCAUACACGGGCUUAUAAGCAGACUCUCCCAGGUAAACAGCUCAGUUUGUUUAGAAUACCUCCUAACAUCUGACUUUUAGCUUCAGAGAACAGCAUUGACCAGUCUACUGUAUUUCCUGGCAGUAUAUUUUUCACAAAUGUACUUUUUAAUGUUGCAGUAGCCUGGGGCAGCUAAACCAUCUGAAAACAUGCAUGCUCAAAAUUAAAAAUGUUCUGCUGAAUCAAUUUUAAAGUGAUAAUGAAGAGCCAUUGUACUGUUUUUAGCCUAAGUUCUAUUGCGCAGCAGAACUUUUUAUUUCUGUGCUCUGCAAAGCAUGAAUCGUGUGGACACAGGUCUUCCAUUUUCAGUUUUCUUGAGUCUCUGACUUUGGAAAGGCCAAAGGAGCUCACAGUGCAUUUUUGUGUUUGACAACAUGAUGUGUGUUACUUUAAAUCCAGGAGAUGCUGUUUUUUUUUUUUUUUUUGUUAUUAUUAUUAUUAUUAUUACUUUGUCAAAUAACUCCCGCUGCAAAGUGGUUUGAUAAAAGUUCUGGCACAGUUAAUCAGAUUUAACAUUGUAAUUUGUUGUUUUUUUUCUUAUAGCAACCUAUUUAUUAAAACUAAUGAUACAUUUAGCCAGUUUUAAACAUUUAAUUUUUUUUACUAGUUUGGGCUUUUUUGUGACUUUUCAGGACACAUUGUAAAUGGUUUUUGUUUUGUUUUAAUUUUUUUUCCUGAAGCUGAGAAUUUAACAGAGCCUUAAAUAAUUUCUGUUGUAUUCUGGUGUUGUUUCCGUUUUUGUUUUUGUUUUUUUAAACUCCAAACAAAACGUUGAGCACACUUGCCUUUUUCUGUUUCAGUUCAGAAUUCUUAGAUUGAAAGUCAUCCAAUUCAACACAUUUUCCUCUUAAGUCUAAUAACUUCUAUUAGCACUUUUGUGUGUGUGGUGUGUGUGUGUUUUUUCUGCCAUGUCCUCUUUGGAAGCUGCUAAAAGUGUCUCAAAUUGUUAAACUAAGGAGAAAAAAGUUGGAAAAUUUUAACAGUCAAGUUGAAUUUUCUGUUUCUUUUGUAAGAAAUACUAUAACAAAACCUGUUGUUAAUUACACUUGAACUUAGAGUGCUGAUUUCUGGAGAUAAAUAUAUAUGUUUAGCCAUAAAAUGAUGACUUCACAGUA